GCUGUAGGCGCGUGCUAUUAAGCCGACCGAAACCUCACGAGUCCCCCUGCGCUGGUGAAAUUACGCUAGCCAGUUUCAAAGUCACAUGCGCUGCUUGAAUCUCGUUAGUCACAUUCAUGCAAGCACGUUGUUCCGUCGACCGUCGAUAGUGCAGUGCUGCGCUCCUCCUUAACCCGGCUUCACACCUCGGGGUGUGGAUGUUUGUACUUUGACGUCUCCGGUGAAGUUCGACAUCCUCAUUUGAAUGGAGAGAUCGAGGUUGGCCUACGCAACGGCGGUUGUAGUCGGCGCUGGGACAGCCGUCGCUUUGGCCUGGUGGUUUUGGACUCGUCGCCGAAAGGAACAGCCUCCAAAGAAAUGGCGGAAGGUCGGUGAACUGAGCGACCUCAUCGUCUUCCCUGUAAAGUCCUUAGGUGCUGUACGCUUGAACACCAUGGAAUGUACGCCCCUGGGUCUCAGAGACGGCUGGCUCAGGGAUCGGACUCUCAUGGUCAUCGACAUGGACGGUCAUUUUGUCACGGGAAGACAACUACCGCGAAUGGUCCAGGUCUCGCCGAGCAUUUCAGGAUCCACGCUGACUCUUCGGGCGCCUGGGAUGAUGGCGGUUUCCGUUGACCUGGCUGGCCUUCGAGGUAAAGGAUUCCGAGCGGCUGUAUGGGGUCAGCCAGUUCCUGCCAGAGACUGUGGCGAGGAAGCGGCUCGUUGGUUGUCCAGAUUCCUUCUCCAGGAAGAUACCGGCCUUAGACUUGUCUAUUAUCCGUUAGAUCGACCGACUAGAGACGUGCGAACGAAAAACAAGCCGUUUCCACUGCUCGUCAGCGAGGAUACGGGGGCGUAUCCAGAUGCAACGAGUUACACAUUGAUGAACGAAGCCUCGAUUGCGGACCUGAACACACGUCUUGAGGAUCCAGUAACACCGCAGCACUUUAGGCCAAACUUUGUGGUGAAAGGGGCACAAGUCUUAGAAGAAGAUUCUUGGGACUGGGUGAAAAUCGGGAACGUCGUCUUCAGAAAUGUUAAACCAUGCACGCGAUGCAUAUUCACUACAGUCGACCCAGAAACAGGAACGAAAAGUCCCAAAGUAGAACCACUGAAGACUCUUAAAGGUUACCGACAAAUCAAGGACCCUGAGCUGAGACCAUUUACCGGCGAUAGUCCUGUGAUGGGAAUACACUUGGGUUUGCGGUCUAACAACGGAAAUGUCCGGCUUGGAGACGGUGUUUUCGUCGGUGUUCCAGAAGAAGAAGAGCCGUUCUACUCCCCUCCGUUAUUGCAUCGCUGGAGCUCUUGUGAACACGAUGUUUUUCCGAUUGAAGAGAAAAUGACUAUGGCUGAUAUAGAUUAUCCGGAUUCAUCCUCAAGAUUCUUUGGGAGUGCAGCAAACAUAAUUGCCAGCUUGGCUAACCUGGAGUGAAAAAAAAUGUAAAAUGUUGAGUAAAAAACAGGUUUCCUAUCGAUAUUUGACAAGGUUGGAGUUAGCAACGUUAACGUGAUGAAACAUUGACCAAAAAAUCAUUGUUUCGCAAUUUUAUAUUGGCUUUUACAGAAUCAAUUUUGAUAACUAUGAAUAUGUUUUGCGUUAUUACGAUUUUGUGAACUUCAGAU
Messenger RNA from Diprion similis, 1605 nucleotides. RefSeq names its product mitochondrial amidoxime reducing component 2 (gene Marc). Gene Ontology annotation, molecular function: catalytic activity; pyridoxal phosphate binding; molybdenum ion binding. The coding region runs from base 245 to 1414 and encodes 389 amino acids. The transcript is spliced from 5 exons. The record is from RefSeq and is a predicted model, not a curated record. Lineage: Eukaryota; Metazoa; Arthropoda; Insecta; Hymenoptera; Diprionidae.